This is a messenger RNA of Ustilaginoidea virens, 1281 nucleotides long. RefSeq lists its product as uncharacterized. Bases 1 to 1281 code for a protein of 426 amino acids. The record is from RefSeq and is a predicted model, not a curated record. Gene Ontology annotation, biological process: lipid metabolic process. Gene Ontology annotation, molecular function: phosphoric diester hydrolase activity. The transcript has a single exon. NCBI's taxonomy places the organism in Eukaryota, Fungi, Ascomycota, Sordariomycetes, Hypocreales, Clavicipitaceae.
AUGUGGUUAUACUUUGCGGCAUCAGCGGCCAUGUCGGCGCUGCUGGCUUCCGGAGCUUUGGCCCAGUCGGUUUCCUACACUGCCUUGUCAGAGCUCACCUUCCUCAUGGGCACCAGGACUGAAGGAGAGACGAUCCAAACCGGGCCUCCUACUGGGCCGUACCAGUCGUUCGGGUCCAAGAUAACCCUCACCGGAGGGUCAAACAGCCUGGCCACGGCGAGCACGGAUUUCAGCCAAACUUUGACAUCCAACGACGCAAACUUCACAGCGACCUCGGCACCAACCCCCACAAACACGCAGCCGUGCAACAACUACGUCGAGUUCUGCACGCGCAAGUUCGGCAACAUCACCAACGUCGGCUGCCACAACUCACCCUUUGUCCGGCCGGGAAAUAGCGGCUCGAACCAACAGGUCGAUGUGACGACCCAACUAGACGACGGCGUGCGCUUUCUUCAGGCUCAGAUUCAGUGGCCGGCAAACGGCUCGGUUCCUCACUUCUGCCACACGUCGUGCGAUUUGCUAGACGCCGGCCCCAUAUACGAUUGGCUCGGCAAGGUUGCGGACUGGGUGGACAAGCAUCCCUACGAUGUGGUCACGAUCCUGCUCGGCAAUGGCAACUAUUCCGACCCUUCGCUCUAUGUCCCCUUUAUUGAACAGUCCGGCAUCACAAAGUACGCCUACUCUCCGCCCUUCCUCCCCAUGUCUCUCAAGGACUGGCCCACGCUGGGAGAGAUGAUUCUGCGAGGCAAGCGGGUCGUCAUGUUUCUCGACUACGAAGCCAACCAGACGAAUUAUCCUUGGUUGAUGGACGAGUUUUCUCAGGUCUGGGAAACGCCCUUUGACCCUACGGAUGCCAAUUUCCCGUGCACCGUUCAGCGCCCGCCCGACCUGUCCAAGGAAGCCGCCAGGGACCGCCUUUACAUCAUGAACCACAAUCUCAACGUCAAGUUCAAGGUAUUCGGCGCCGAGAUCCUCGUCCCGGCCGUGUCUCUGUUGAACCAGACCAAUGCCGCCAGCGGCAACGGCAGCGUCGGGUUAGCAGCGAAUAACUGCCGGUCAGACUGGGGCCGGGCACCAAACGUCCUCAAUGUCGACUACUACAACUACGGCUCGCCGAAGCCGUGUUCCGUGUUUGCAGCUGCGGCAGCGGUUAACAAUGUCACCUACGAUUACUCGCGGCCGUGUGGUCAGGUCUCUGCUGCGGCGGCGGCGGCGGUCCUGAUUAACAGCCUAUGGGUGGCCUUUGCCGCCGCCGUGGUCGGGGGUAUUUGGUCCAUCUGA